GACGGGGCAUGUGCCCAUGAUAUCGCGGAAGGUGAAGGCGUGCGCGGCGUGUCGGAAACACAAGAUCAAGUGUAUAAUGGAGGAUUCGGGUCCUCCGUGCAAGAGAUGCGUUGAGAAGGAUUUGGGCUGUGUUCUUAACAAGAGUCUCCAAACCUUGAUUAGCGAAAGGUCGCAGUGAGUUUUUUAUGCGCCAUACCUCGGCGACAUGGCCACUACAUGGUUUCUUGGUCUGGUUUUGCGACAAUCACUGACAUGGCCUCCAUCGUACAGAUCCACUGAGUUCAUGGUGCAGGAUCUGGAGAUGAUGCAUUCUGGCUUACAAAAGGUUAUGAGGUCACUGAAUCUCCCCCCGAUAGGACGACUUCACAGCUCGAGGCAGAUGCUCAAUACGCCUACGUCCGAGGAGCCUACGGGGCUACAUCAGGAUGAUGAGAUUGGGCCGUCCUGCGAUAACUCGCCCAAGAUAUCCCCAGAGGACGACCAGGACCUGCCCAAAGUACCCAUUCAUUCCGUCUACCAUCUCACAAAACUGAGCGCCCUUCGUUCUCCCGACUCAUCAGAAGGGGAACAUGCGGCGCCCAAACGACUCAGCAACUCCGUUGACGACUUCAUUUCCAAAGGCAUGCUAUCCUUGGAAGAUGCGGAACGACUGUUCCGGCUCUAUAUGGAUCACCUCGAUCAUUUCAUGUACGGCAUCGGCGGUCGCCACAAGACACUCGAUGCGCUCCGGCGAAGCAGCCGUAUCCUCUCGGUCUGCAUCUUUACCGUGGCCGCGCUUCACGACCCCCGGAGCAAUGCCAUAUACAGCGUGUGCAGCAAGGAGUUUCGCCGUCUGAUGGCUGCUUCUGUCUUCAGCAGAAGUAUCGACCGAGACUAUUUACGCGCACUUUGCAUCGCGAGUUAUUGGCUUUCCGAUAUCAGCUGGAUCGUUUCAGGAUACGCAAUACGUCGUGCCGCCGAGUUCAACCUGACCAGCCACUAUCGCCGUGCCAUCACCGAAGGAAACGAGGAGGCGGCCGACUAUGUACGUUUGUGGUACAUUCUCUUCGUUUGUGACCAGCAUUUGUCCAUCCUCUAUCAAAGAAACCCAACGAUCCGUGACGACUUCGUUGUACAGGGCUGGGAGUCCUUCAUCCAGUCGCCUGUGACCAACGACGAAGAUAAACGCCUCGUAUCGCAAGUGGCGCUAUUGAAUAUUGUUCACAAAAUUCGCGAGCUAUUCGGUCCAGAUACUGGCGAACCCGUUCCUCAGGUUUACUUGGGUCAGAUUGCGAGCUUUGCGAGCCAACUAGAUCGCUGGCUCGGAACUUGGUCUACAGCCCUGAAAGAACAUCACAACCAAAUCGGCAGUUUUCCUCGAAAAGGCGUGCUUCUCCACUACCAGUUCGCGCUUCUGUACUUAUACUCUCACGUGUUUCGGGGACUACGCAAAACAUCCAUUCCUGCGUACUUUCUCGACUCAGCAGCCUCAGCUGUUAAUGCCGCAACCGCCAUUGUCAGCAUGCUGACUGCAGACGCCGAUAUCCAUUCCGCACUGGCCGGCAUGCCUUCCUACCUCAACUCCAUGACGGCAUUUUCUUGCAUGUUCCUAGUCAAACUAGCCAUGAUCCACACCGAGUUGGUAGAUCGGAGCAUGGUCAUAGACCUGACGAUACGACUCAUCGAUCUCUAUCGAUCGACUGCCGUGGGGAAGUGGCAUCUGGUCCACCUCAUGGCCGACGGGCUCGAGAAGGUUAUUCUAACGUUACGGAAAUCCAAUAUACCGUCUGCACAGCAUUUCGGGCAUGACGCGAUGCCGGCCAUGGGAAUAGAACCUCACGACAACUUCGGCGACUUUGGAGAGUCCAUGUUCCCUGAGGACAGCUCGCUGGUCUUCGACAGCAAUUUCCUCAUGGACUACAACGUCACAUUGGGCGCGUCGCAGCUCAUGUACAUGAGUAAUGGCCCUACCGCAUUUGAAACAUCGGACUUGAGCCCAAGCCUUUUGUAGCGACGGCGAAAUUGAACCUUAUUGCAAGCAUUAUCAAGUAAAGUGGUAUUAAAUCUAGCUCCCAUUGCUUCAAGCUCUCGGCAACCGCCGUGACCGUCUCCUCCAACAUCCCAUACCCCUCCAUGCCCAACUCCUUCGCCCUCGCAAUGUCGAAUCGCGCCGGCCAACUCCCCACAAUUGCCUCAACUUUCGAGUUUCUGGC
Messenger RNA from Pseudomassariella vexata, 2192 nucleotides. RefSeq lists its product as uncharacterized. The record is from RefSeq and is a predicted model, not a curated record. The transcript is spliced from 2 exons. Gene Ontology annotation, biological process: regulation of DNA-templated transcription. NCBI's taxonomy places the organism in Eukaryota, Fungi, Ascomycota, Sordariomycetes, Amphisphaeriales, Pseudomassariaceae. Gene Ontology annotation, cellular component: nucleus. The coding region runs from base 206 to 1990 and encodes 594 amino acids. Gene Ontology annotation, molecular function: DNA-binding transcription factor activity, RNA polymerase II-specific; transcription cis-regulatory region binding.